UGGCGAUAUGAUUUAAUCUACUUACUCUUUGGUUGAGCUGCAGAAUUUUUCAAACCUCAGACAGAAUCAAUAAUGUAUCCAGCAAAGUUUGUUUUAAAUUUUUCAAUCGUGCUAUCUUGUCUUUUUUUCACAAGUGGAGGCACUAGUGUAAAAUCCUGCUACUAUUGCAAUGGAAACUGUUCAGAAUUCAGAAUUGUCAACUGUACCAGACCAGAAAGUGGCUGUAUUUCCUACAUGGUUAGACAAAACCAUAAAGUCGACACCUUCAAAAACUGUUAUGCUUCCGCCACAUGGAACUGUGAUAGAGUGGGAAAAUGGAUCUCAAAUAAAUAUCUUCAAAUAAGUGUUAUGGACUGUCAAGUGUGCCAGGAAGAUGGAUGCAAUAAAAACACGUUCCAAUCAAUGAACACAUCUCCAAGAGCGUCACUUUCCUGUGUCCUGGUUUAUUUCAUCUUUUUACUUUUGUUUCUGUUUAUAUGAAUCUACUUAGUGGAAUAUCUCGAUUUCAGAGAUUGAUUCUGAAUUCUCUUUUAAACUGUUGUACUUCUUUCAUGUUCCUCAUUUCUUCAUUAGGUACUUAAUUAAUUAAUAAAAGUGAUUUAAUAAAACAGUUUUCAAGAUAAA
Molecule: messenger RNA, 624 nt
Organism: Harmonia axyridis
Lineage: Eukaryota; Metazoa; Arthropoda; Insecta; Coleoptera; Coccinellidae
Exons: 3
Coding region: 73-480 (135 amino acids)
Source: RefSeq, a predicted model, not a curated record